UAUUUCCUAUGCAGAUGGGUUUUUUUACUGCUUUACCUGGUAAUAACCCUGAGGAUGAUGAUAUGCUCCUGUAUGCGGAUGACGUCACUGCUGAAGGCAAUGAUGCUGUCACGGAUUUAACUACAAACAAGACAUUGGAAUGUUCUGUGAUCUUAAUUGAUACAGACUCCAAUGAAUCAGCCAACUUGACUAAUGAAACUCAAGUAAUCUCUUCACCUAGCAUUCUCUCUGGCGAUAGCUCCAGGGUAGGUGAACCGACCAAGAAAAGGAUGUAUAGAUGCCGCAAAUGUGGGAAAAGCAAGAAAGGGCAUGCCUGCCCGAUGGAUUCAAAUACGAGCUCAGAAGACAGCGUGACUAUGGAUGAACCGAGGGAAGGUUCACGUAGGGCUUCCAAUAAGCUAAACCUCACACGUUUAGCUCAAAGAGUUGACGGUGAUGAUUCUUCUGAUCCUGACUGGGUUACCUCGAGAAGAAUCGAUGGAUCAUCGAUGCGAACUUCGCCGAGACUGGUGACCCGGAAGAGGGCCAUUUCCACAAAUAUAGCUGAAAUAGACGAAAAUAUUCCACCAAAAAAAGCUAGGAAAUUAUACGAGUGCCGUUACUGCCAUGUACCUCUAAAGGGACACAAGUGUCCACACAAGCUCAUCAACCGACAAAUACGGCAACUGUCUGAGACAGCGAAAAUAAUACUGGACCGCGUAGACCAAGAAUAAUGCUGAGUUAGCUCGGCUGGCCAAGUUACAGUGCACCGAGUCAUUUUAUAUUGUGGUCAUCGUUUUGUCUUAUGUUUUUACAACGCAAUGCGUUGUAUUACUUUUAUGUCAUUUAAACGUACUGUUUUACUAU
Messenger RNA from Daphnia carinata, 846 nucleotides. RefSeq lists its product as uncharacterized. The transcript has 5 exons. The coding region runs from base 9 to 713 and encodes 234 amino acids. The record is from RefSeq and is a predicted model, not a curated record. Lineage: Eukaryota; Metazoa; Arthropoda; Branchiopoda; Diplostraca; Daphniidae.